CUGUACUGUGUCCGCAGUCUCUGGUCAUCUCCUGUACUGUGUCCGCAGUCUCUGGUCAUCCCCUGUACUGUGUCCGCAGUCUCUGGUCAUCCCCUGUACUGUGUCCGCAGUCUCUGGUCAUCCCCUGUACUGUGUCCGCAGUCUCUGGUCAUCCCCUGUACUGUGUCCGCAAUCUCUGGUCAUUCCCUGUACUGUGUCCGCAGUCUCUGGUCAUCCCCUGUACUGUGUCCGCCGCAGUCUCUGGUGCGUCUUAUG
Messenger RNA from Staurois parvus, 255 nucleotides. The record is from the annotation of a GenBank genome assembly. NCBI's taxonomy places the organism in Eukaryota, Metazoa, Chordata, Amphibia, Anura, Ranidae.